Prorocentrum cordatum is the source of this 1134-nucleotide messenger RNA. The record is from the annotation of a GenBank genome assembly. NCBI's taxonomy places the organism in Eukaryota, Dinophyceae, Prorocentrales, Prorocentraceae.
AUGGCCGCCCGCGCCGGCAGCCCCGCCGGCGCCCGCGGCCCCGUGCCGCCCGGCGGGGGCGGCCCCGGCGCCGCCACGCCCGGCCUCGCGCUGCCGCUCCGCGGCGGCGGCAGCGCGCCCUCGGCGCCGCCCUCGGCGCGGCGGCGGCCCGCGGGCGCCGGGCCGCCCGCAGGGCUGGCGGAGCCCGCCGCCACGGAAGCCCGCGCGGUGCAGCCCCAGGCACGCGGCGACGCGGCGGACGAGCGCUGCGUGCAGGUCCUGACCGGGCACACCGGUUUCGUGCUCAGCCUGUGCGCGGUGGGCGACGUGCUGUUCUCGGGGUCGCAGGACGGCAGCAUCAUCAUCUGGGACCUCAACAACCUGCAGUACAUCGGUGCACUCCCUGGCCACCGCGGCUUCGUCAAGUGCCUGGCGGCCACAAUGGCAAGGAAGAUGCUGUUCUCUGGGUCCCAGGACAAGACCAUCAAGGUCUGGAGCCUGGAGACGUUCGCCGCCACGAAGACUCUGGUAGGCCACACCUCGGAGGUGAAUGCGCUCGUGGCCCUCGAGGACUCGGACGCGCUCGUGUCCGGCAGCGAGGACCGUUCCGUCCGCGUCUGGUCGUUGGCGGCCCUGGUGCCCACGGCCUGCUUUGAUGAGGUGCACGCUGGGGGCGUGUUUGCGCUGUCGCCGCUGGCGGAAGGCCUCCUCUCCGCGGGCCGAGACCGCUGCAUCAAGUGGUGGCCCGCAGCCUCGUCCUCGCCGCCCCUGGAGGCGUGCCAGGCGCUGCAGCCGCCCCACUACGACAGCGUGACGGGCCUCGCCGUGGGGCGCCGCAAGGGCCACUUCUACUCCGUGUCCAGGGACAGGUCUGUGCGGCGGUGGGACACGCAGAGUCUGGAGAGCGACUUGCAGCUCACCAGUGCCCACGGCGACUGGCUGACCUCCGUGGCGCUGUCUCACUCCGAGGACGUCCUCUUCACGGGCAGCAAGGACACCACGGUGAGGGUCUGGGACGCUGAGCUGAGGAGCUGUGACGUGCUGCAGGGGCACAGCGGUCCCGUCUCGGCGCUGCUCGUGGUGGACAGGCACCUCUUCUCCGCGUCGCACGACCGUACCGUCCGGGUCUGGAGGGCCGACCAGUUCGAGGGCUGA